AUGAGCUAUCUCAACGACUACCCAACCUUCGCAGUCGUCGAGGCCACCGCCGCCACUGGCGAAAACGCCUCCGUGGAGAACCCAUGGUGCCAACUGUGGGACACAGUCCGGUCGCCGGCCUUCGCUGUCCUCAGUCGCUUACAUCCGCACCGGUUCGAUGGUAACGACGCCGCCAUCAGCAGCCUGCUGAGCUAGAAGAGCCGCCUUCACAAAACCCACGUCGAUCGCCUUAACAACGACAACAAGGCCGUUCUCUGCCGUAGUUGCAACCCUGCGCAACAGCGACUGCGAGAGAUAUGGGACGCUUGGGCGGCUCGCAAGGCCGAGGAACUUCAAGGGUAAGCGGACCGCAACGGAUGGAAAAUUUCUUCUCUGCGAUCAAGGCUGUCCACGGUCGCCAACCAAAGGAACUGCUCCUCUUCUCAGCGCUGAUGGAAGCACCCUACUAACCGAGAAGACACAAAUUCUUCAACAAUGGUCUGAUCACUUCAAAAGCGUCCCCAACCGCCCCUCCACCAUCUCUGACGCCGCCAUCGCCCGUCUGCUGCAAGUGAAGACCAACGUUGACCUCGACCUACCGCCCUCUCUCCGCAAAACCAUCAGGGCCGUGCAGCAACUCUUCACGAAUAAGCUUACCGGAUCUGACACGACCCCUACUAGGAUCUACAAGAACGGUGUUCCCCAUCUCAUGGAUUAUCUGACUGCGCUCUUUCAGGAGAUGUGGCGUCAAGAAUAA
Molecule: messenger RNA, 736 nt
Organism: Spirometra erinaceieuropaei
Lineage: Eukaryota; Metazoa; Platyhelminthes; Cestoda; Diphyllobothriidea; Diphyllobothriidae
Source: the annotation of a GenBank genome assembly